Messenger RNA from Hydra vulgaris (swiftwater hydra), 1011 nucleotides. Its product is annotated as zinc metalloproteinase nas-4. Lineage: Eukaryota; Metazoa; Cnidaria; Hydrozoa; Anthoathecata; Hydridae. Gene Ontology annotation, biological process: proteolysis. The record is from RefSeq and is a predicted model, not a curated record. Gene Ontology annotation, molecular function: zinc ion binding; metalloendopeptidase activity.
AAAUAAAAUGCUAUGUAGCUUGAUCAACUGUGUUUGUUUUUAAAAUUGAAGACAUUUUUAUUAAUGAUUAAAAGCCUGUUAAGUUCCAGAGUCUUUGAAAGAACAUUUUGAUAAAAUGAAGUUUCAAUCUAUAAUAGUUUUUUUUGCUGUUUUUAAUUUGGUUUUGUCGAAAUGGGUGUCAAAAAUGGAAAAUAAACACUUAUUCGAAGGAGACAUGAAGUUGGAUCCUGAAGAAAUGUCUGGAUUGAAUAACAAAUUUGCUAGUAGUAUAGGUCGUCUAUGGCCUAACAAAAUUGUGCCAUUUGAAAUUAUGGGGAUAGGCGCAAAAGAAAAACAAAAUAUAACGAAAGCCAUUGAAGAAUAUCACAAACACACUUGUCUAAGAUUUGUUGAAAGAAAGAGAGAAUUUCCCUAUGUAUAUUUCUAUCCUGGAACCGGGUGCUCUUCGCCGGUUGGCUACAGUUCCAACAGGCUUAAUGAUAUUGCUUUGUCUGACGGAUGCUACAACAUUGGUACAAUCAUGCAUGAAAUUGGACAUACAAUUGGUCUAUUUCAUGAACAGAGUCGACCAGACCGUGAUAGCUAUAUUAAAAUAAAUUGGAACAACAUUGAACCAGGAAAAGAUUUAAACUUCAAAAUACAAACCAUCAACAAUGUCGAUAGUUUGGGAACGCCAUACGAUUAUUUAUCAAUUAUGCAUUAUCCAUCCACAGCGUUUGGUGGAGAUAAAAUAACUAUUUCCACAAUUGAUAAAACAAUGCAAAACCUUAUUGGCAACCGAAACGGUUUUAGCGAUAUAGAUAUAAAGCAAAUUAACAUUUUGUACAGUUGUCCAGGGUAUUCCAAAUGUCAAGACUACGACAAUAAUUGUGUAAAAAAGGCCAACGCUGGAGAAUGCACCAAGAACGCAACUUACAUGUCAAUAUAUUGCGCAAAGUCAUGCAAUAAAUGCAAAGCAUAAUUUAAUUUUCAAAUUUUAGAGAAAUUAAAAAAAUAAAAUUAGAAUAAAAA